AUGAGGAGGUGGGCGCGGGAAGCUACCGAAGUGCGGCCAGAAGGCGACGGGGCCAAGCGAGCCCGAGCCACACCCACCCGGGGGACUCGGGCCCGGGACGCCUUACCUUGCUGCAGGGGUCGGAGAAGGCGGGCAGCCGCGCGGGUCCUGGAGGCAGCAGCGCCGCCAAAGAGCGCCCCCAGCAGGGGCGGGCCUUCGGGAACUGAGCGAGCCCACUGGCUCCUGCGGCUGCGCUCUCACUCACUCUCUCCUUCCCUAGCUGCAGCCAACUCGGGUCGGGAAAAUGCGACAGCGACUGCCCACUCGAGGUCGUCAUGGCGACAGCCAGUGAACGUGUUCCUCUCCUCGGGCAGGCCCCCGAGUGUAGAGGAACUGCUUCGCGAGGCGCAGCUCAAUCUCCAGAGCCUGUUGCAAGGGCAGCAGUUUGAUAGACAUGCAAGUUUUCGACACUCGUUGUUUAACACAGAGACAGCCGUGAACCCCAAGUCCACCCUGAGGCGGAGGCGGACCAUUAUUGGAUUCUCUAACUUUUCUCAGCGAGACCCAGGGCACAGCACCAGCCCGGUAGGCAGCCUGGCCUCAGACAUCAGGCCUGGCCACUCAGCUCCACAAGUUGUUCAGGGAAGAGUUGCUAUUGGGCAGGAAGCUCGGUUUCCAAGUCUCACCUCGCCAGGACUGAGACACUCAUCGAGUGAGCCUGCAGACCCUCACCAGGCACGUGGUGGCCCAGACCCUCCUGGCACGGAGAGCAUGGCAAUGGUGUACAGUGUCCCCAGUUCUUGCAAUGGACCAACAGAGUCAACGUUCUCCGCUUCCUGGAAGGGAGAUGCUUUCACGUACAUGACUCCAAGUGCCAGCAGCCAGGGCAAUCAAGUCAGUGAAAAUGGAAAAAAUCCUUCCUCUGGGAAUUCUUGGGUCUCUCUGAACACACUCCCACCUCUGGUCCCUAAAGAGGCGGCUACCCUCUUUGUCACCCGUGAUAACCCAGCAGGAUGCACUGGGCUACCCAGCUACUCUGAGCACCCCACUCAACGAAGGCAAAUACCAGAAAGACCUCCCAAGAUUGGCCUCCUGGCCCGUGGUACCUCAAGACUGGAAACAGGCCCAGGUGGAACUAACAGAUUCCGGGAGCGGUCACUUUCUGUGCCCACGGACUCGGGUGUCACCUCAGUGGACUAUGGUGAAGAGCAGAAGGCUGGUGAGGCCUGCAUCCUGCCUUAUGCCAGUGCAAACUCUGAAGGCAGUAACAGUACUGACAACAUUGCAGCCCUCAGCACUGAGCAAGAGGCGCAGCACAGGAGGCAAAGAUCCAAAAGUAUUUCACUCAAGAAGGCCAAAAAGAAGCCCUCUCCACCCAUGAGAAGCGUCUCACUAGUCAAAGAUGAGCCAGUCCUCCCACCAGAAGGUGAAUUGGCACUGCCCAAGGACCAGAGGCCCAGGAGCCUUUGCCUCUCCUUGGAACACCAAGGGCACCAUUCAUCUCACCCAGAUCCUCAAGGUCAUCCAUCUGGGCCAGCUCUCAAAGAUCCAGAAAGUUCACAGUUCUCUCACCACUGGUAUCUUACUGACUGGAAGUCUGGUGACACCUACCAAUCCUUGUCCAGCUCCAGCACAGCCACUGGCACCACAGUCAUCGAAUGCACUCAAGUUCAGGGAAGCUCGGAGUCUCUGGCCUCCCCUUCCACCUCCAGAGCAACAACACCCUCCCAGCUCUCCAUUGAGGUGGAAGCCAGGGAAGUAGCCUCUCCUGGAAGGCCCACUGGACUGAUGUCCCCUUCCAGUGGCUACUCGAGCCAGUCAGAGACACCCACACCCACUGUCUCCAUGUCCUUGACCCUGGGCCACUUGCCGCCUCCAAGCACCAGUGUCCGAGUACGUCCGGUGGUACCAGAAAGGAAGUCAUCACUGCCCCCGAUGUCACCAAUGGAAAAAAUCUGCAAGUCACGGUUAUCAUUUGACCUACCAUUGAGCUCUUCAACCACCCUGGAUCUGUCGGGGAUGAGUAUCUCCAUCCGCAGCAAGACCAAGGUGAGCCGCCAUCACUCUGAUACCAAUUUUGGAGCCAAACUGGCACAGAAAACUAGUCCAAACCAGCCAAUCAUGCCCAUGGUUACUCAGUCUGACCUCCGUUCUGUUCGUCUGAGGUCAGUCAGCAAGUCUGAGCCAGAAGAUGACAUUGAGAGCCCAGAUUACACCGAGGAACCUGGAGCAGAAGAAGUCUUCACCUUGCCAGAGAGAAAAGUGAAACCUCCCAUAGCUGAGAAACCACCACUGGCCCGAAGGCCUCCAAGCUUGGGUCACAGGCCACCCUCGCUCCCUGGGGAGUAUCAGCUAACUUCUCCUACUAUGGCUAUGACACCCAGGAGCUCCGUUCCACACGUGAAGCAGCUCCCCCAAGACAGCUACACAGUGUUGCGGAAACCAAAGUCACCUAGCUUCCCCAGUGGCAGGAGCCCUGGGGAGUCUACAGCACCCUCCACCCUUGUCUUCACACCUCUUGCCAGUUCCUCUGGUGCUUUCUUCUCAGGAACACAGCAACCUCCCCAGGCCAGUGUAGAAGAUGGGGUCCCCAAGGUGAGAGCCUUACCAGAAAGAAUCAGCCUCCAGAGCCAGGAAGAAGCUGAGAAAAAGAUGAGCAAGAUUCCACCUCCUGUACCAAAAAAGCCCAGUGUGCUCUACCUGCCUCUCACCCCCCCUGUAGCUCAAAUGGAUGCCUGUAUGGCCGAGCCAAGGCUGCCUUUCAGCCCCAUCAUCACCUUAGAGGAAGAUACCAAGUGUCCCUCCGCUGAGGAGGACCCGAAGUCACCUGCUAAAAGGAUGACUUCCACUCUUCCUGUUGACGGUGAAAAGGAGGCUGUCUCUCCAGGGAGGACUGUGGAACCAAGUGCCGAAGAGAAAAGUUUAAUCAGUGAUAAGACAGCCGAAUGGAUCUCGGAGGAGGACGAUGACGUGUUUGUGGCUUCGCGCACGACUGAAGAUUUAUUUACUGUGAUACACAGGUCCAAAAGAAAGCUCCUGGGCUGGAAAGAGCCUGGGGAGGGCUUCCCAGGCAGCAGACCCAGCUCCCACUCACCAGUGAAGAACACAGCUGAUUCUCCCACCACUGAGUCUGCUGCUGCCACAGGGCCAAGUGGCAGUGCCUGCCUAGACGCUGGCAGAAAUGAUGAUUUCAAGGCCCUGCUCCAGAAGAAGGGAAGUAAGGCAACUCCUAGGACCCGCCCCUCAGCGGCUGAGCUGCUCAAGACCACGAACCCUCUGGCUCGAAGAAUCAUUGCGCAGUUCUCAAAAGACUAUGAACCCACUGACAGCCCCAGUACCUAAGCCCUGCUUCUUAUUCACUAGGUCUGAGGAGAGCAGGGGAAAGAUAGAGGGCUUCAGAAAGGAACCAACCACAGGAAUGACAAAACCCAUUCUGUCUUUGACAUUAACUCACACUCUGGACAGCAGAGAGGCCAACACAACACACCUGCGUUCCCCAGGCACUCUGAUAGGCUUCAGACCAUCUGCGUUUCCAUGCUUACCAUGGCUGAACAUCGGUGUUCUUCUUAGAUUCUCCCAGCGCUGUCCAUUAAGAAGAGGUCCUCAGAUUUGAGAGCCCGUAUGCCACCUUUUUCAGUGUCCUGGCUGUUUUGUUCAUUGGCUUCUGUUGCUGAAAGGCACGGUGGGAGAACAGAUCGGGGACCUUCCAAACCAGGGCUGGGGACAGAGGCACCAAUCCCACUGCUGAUUAUCUCCUCUCCUGGGAUGGCUUUUAUGGCCCUAUGUGAAGACCCAGACAAAUACGGAGGCCUCCUCAACCCCAGAGAGAACUCUGCAGGAGGCGUGCACUAAUUUCAGCAUGGGGUUGAUUGGAUGGCUUCUGUGGUGCAAACAUGAGUGUGACUGUCUAAAACUCCAUGCCUUUUUCAGUUUGAUUGUCUAUGCGGAGAUCAGGGUGAUGAGUUUCAGUAAACUUCUAGGAUUUCCCCCCACCCCCAUUAGCUAGAAAAGAUGGGACUGGGUGGCUUUGGCUGAGCCAAGCUCUGCAAACGAACGGGACAUUUGUUCGCUUGCAUCUAGCCAAGGUAACUCGCAUGCGCGCCUUGAGGUCUUUCGAGUGUCUGUCAAUGUGGGUAGCCAGGAUCUGUGCCAAGCUCAUGCUGUAGACUCCAAGAACUCUCAUUUCACUCGCAUGUAACAUUCAUUACAGGAAGUAAUUAGGCGAAGGACUGGCAUCAUCCAAGGCUCCAGAAGUAGAACGGAAAUGUACCUUGCCCCACACCGUUCGAUUCAGGGUGUGCUUUUUGUAGUUCUUUGGGUUUUGUGUCAAGGAAAUCUGACUCUGUUUCAACGAUCAAGAACCUGUAGACUGAAAAAGAUCUACGUGAAAUCAAAAAGACAGCCCAUAAUUCAAGAAGGCUACGUUUUGCCAUUUAGGUACUGCUGUUUGGCCAACUUUCAGCUUGCCACGGCAGGGGGGGGUGGGGGGAGCAGCUAGGAUAAAGAGGAUACUGAAAGAGUUCCAAAACAAUCACAAUUACCCCUUCCCUUCCAAAGCCAACAGGCACGGGCUGUUCUUGUCAACUCGACUUUGUAAGUAGAGCAAGAGCAGCUGAUCUCCGUACACCUGCUUUCCGAGGGGCUGGGGACAAGCUGAGCAAAGCACUGAACAGAGAACCUGCUGGCCAGUGCUGGGAAGUUCUUUGUCUUCUGCCCCCAAAGGGCCCAAAGGAACUGAACUUGUAGUGUGCUUUGCAAAAACAAACAAACAAACAAACAAAAAUGGGCUUUGACUCAUCGCCCGCACUCCCUGCCCUAAAAGAUUCCUUGCUCAGUCUCCCGGAGGAAGCAGUAAGGAGUCCAGGGACAAGCAGAUCUCCAUUUUGAUAGGUCACACUCCUCACCAAUGAGAAGCAAACUGUUAGCUCUACUGCCCACACUCCAGCAAGGCAAAGUGGCUGCAAAACUACCCCGAGUACUGAGAGGACUCGGGUCUCUGGCGUGGAAGUCCUAGGCUGAGGUCUUGCUUGGGUGGCUCUAGUUCCGAUUGGUCUAAUUCUAGACAAAUGGAAAGAGCUUAAGCUCGCCAGCUCUCUUCCAGCUAGCACUUCCCUCUCGGCUCUAGAAAGAAGCCACUUAAAUAAUCAACAGGGGAACUCUGAAAGCGCUUAAACCAUUUAACAUGAAGAUCUUCUAAGCCAAGUUUCACGAGUCAGACGGGAAUGCGGGAUAUACACUUUGAAGCACCGCACCUGGGAGAUGGAGACAGGCAGACUUCUGUGAGUUUGAAGCCAGCCUGAUCUACAUAGGUAGUUCCAGGAUGCCAAGGCUCCAUAUUGAGACCCUGACUUCAGUCUUGGCCUUGGUUUAUACAUAACUACCACACCUGACUUAACUCAGAAUUCCAAAAGACAGAGGAGUUUUGCUCUGUAGGCAAAUGAAGGAGUGGAGUGCCCUUGCUUCUGCCUAUCAGGAGAAAAAGUUCCCUGGGUCUGCUCCACAGACCCGUUAUGAAUCAAUCAUUGAAUUCUAAAGUUUGAGCAUAUGAAACUGUAUAGGGCUUGCUACGUUUGCUGAUGAUUUAUUUGAAGUGUCUUGUUUGUUCCUUCUCAUGGGUUUGGCCUCUCCCCUCACCUUGCUACCUCUGGAGGUUCCCCCCCCAAAAGAUUCUAAACUGAAUGCUUAGACUGCUUGAGGUUGUUUCAGUGACCUGAACCCCUGCUCUCCUCUAUACGACUCUGUAUGCCUGGAAUGUUUAGAACAUUUCCUCGUCACUAUGACCACCAGAAGCCCAACUAGCACAAGAGAUUUGGGGCAGAGGCUUUACAGUCAGAGGAAACACUUUGGACUGGGAGUAGUCGUUCUGUCCCUCCAGGCUUGGACCUAGUCCUACGCAAACAACCACAUUGUUAAAUAAUAAUAGUAACUAAAAACAGUCAUUGAUUAGCACAGCACCAAGCAUCUUUCUGAAUACUUAACCGCUCUCCUGUCCCCAUUAUCAUAAACAUCAUCUCUCUCUCCCCUGAGGACAAUGUGUGCUGCCCAGGAGGCUGGAUUGGGAGGGGGACCCCUUUCAGGAAAGUCUCAGGGAGGUUGCUGCCACUGCUGUGACACACGGCACACGGAAAGAAAGAGAGGGACCUCUAGGGAUGGCACACACACAUUGAGUCGGAGGGAAAUGAAAGGGGGUUCAGGUGGUCAGCCUCUGCUUCAGGCUCUUCCUAUCCCCUUGUUUUCCUCCAGCUCCAGCCCUCAGUGGCAGGUGGCCCUGUUAGAAGAGCUUUGGUCCAGUCAAGGGUGGGGGAAGACCCCCCAGAGGCAGUUAAUGUGUACCUACGUGCUUUGCAUUUGGUGGCUAUGUAUUUGUGGUUCAAAUGUGAGUGGCGGAGAGCAUGUUGGUCUUAAUACAAAGGCUGGCUUUGCUUGUGGAUCCUCCCCAUUGCCUGUACUAUUGGCCUGCCUGGGCCUCUCUCUCCCUCCUGGCUCCAGCUUGUCUUUCAGUCCUAACACCCAGGAACUGCACCUACGAGACCAGCAGCUCAGCCACAAAGGAGUCAAGGCCUCAGGCAGCCAGUUCAUUCACAGUAGCCUCACGACCACAAGGUUGAUCUGGAAAAAAAUGACCUUGAAUGUACAAAGACGGGCAAAUCUCCAGGGUUCCCCCAACAAGCAUUCUGCCUGGCAUCUACGUCAUCAAGACAACAGAGAUCCAGUUGUCGACUCUGUGUACCUGUCACUCUGAGCAGAUCUCCCCAGGCACCCGAUCCCCUCCUCACCUCCGAACCAGUCAGGAAAAAGACUCGGUACCACUCAGUGCUCUGUUGCUCACUACUUUCGCCCUCUGUGUUUGCCAAGUCUGUGGCACAAUGGUGAGCUUUUCCUUUGCUAUGAUUUGCCAGGGCCAGGAUUAGGGUGAGGCGAUUGGGGAGACGCCCACUCUCAAGGCCCCCGCCAGUGCCUUACCCUUGCCACGGCCCUGUGAUUUGCGCUCUGUAAAGUAGUAUGAGUUGCUCUUUCUUCCUCUGAGUGUAGUUCUGAUUUGGGGGCAGGUUUUGUGCCAAAUGUUUUCUUGCUGUUUCUCCAUUGGUUGCCAGCAGCCUUUGUAUGCGUUAAAGAAUCUUCAGUAUUAUCACAAACAUUUCAGCUGGCAAGUUAGCGCCCCUUUCAGGAGGAGCACGAGGGCCAGAGAACUUCAACAGGAAGUUGGGGUCUGCCCGUGUGGCCUUCUGUCUGCUCUUUCUGCUCCCUUCUCCCUUGUAGUCCUUGUGGCCCAGCACCGAUUCUCCUCAGUGCCUCCUACUUCGUUCUCCUCCUAAGAAAAACAUGCUCUCAGGAAAGGGAUGAAUUCAUUGACUCUGAGACUGGGAGGCUUCAUGCUACCUUUUUCGAGGGUUGCUUGCAUUUUAACAGGGGAACAGCCUUAAGCCAAAGGAAUGAAGUCCUUGCAGAAUGUUAGGCGUCACCUAGUUGUACAAGUUCUUUUUCACCGUGGAAAGACCAGACUCCCUGACAGCUGACUCCAGAGUAUAGAACCUCUGGUCUUCUCCUGGAAUCACUGGAGUUAGUAGCUGCUGGUCAAUUAUCUAGAUAACCCUGUGCUAUUUUCCUACCAAGGGAUUCUGAGAAAAAGCUACUUACAUGCCUCUGAGAAGGCCUAGAUCAAGCACUCCUAUUGUACAUUAACAUGCUUGUGUAAACGGUAUUAAUACUACUUACCACUUAGGUAAAAGACACAAAGAUUUAACAAGUUUGUGAAGUGUGUCCUGUUUGUGCAAGGUGACUCUGCCGAGUCCACUUCUUACGAUGUCAGUCGUCCAGUAUCAGUGGUGGUUAUUAAACUGCGUGGAGGCCUAGUUACUAAGCACAGGCCUCCACUACCCCUCCUGCCGUUCGUCUCUGUGGUGUGCUAUGACUCCAGCUUGGUGUGAGAAUGAGACCUUUUCUAAAGCAGAGCCCCAGUCCCUAAUGCCUUUGCAUGUAUUCAGCUCUAAGUGACCAAGAUAGGAAGGAUUUAAGAGGACAAGCGAGUAGGAAAGAGGUACAAAACAGUGCCUUUGUCGUAAGUCAGCAGACAGUGUGAUGACUUUCACGUGACUUGAAACAAGCAAGUCAACUAGUUUAAAAUACUUUGAAAUCAGUUUGUAGAGGACUAUGGUUGCGAGUGGUUUUUGAACACAUGUUGGAGGCACUUUAAUAAGUUUAGCAAAAAAGAAAUUUGCCUAAUGAAGACUGUGUGAAAUAAAUAUAUACCUUUGUUUGGUAAAGGCCCAAAUCUAGGCCACUGGUUCUCAAAGGAUGGUCUUGGAAUCACCAAGAGCAACAUAUGAGAGAAGGAGGGGGAGAGACAGAGAGAGAGAGAGAGAGGUGGCACACCUUUAAGUCCUCUGAAUCGCCAGAGCCACGCCUCUCUGCAACAGGUUACCUUUUUGACUGUUAGUUACAGUUAGCAGUCCAGUCUCUGGCAAAGAAGCAUGUCUAGCAUCUUCUUGCCCCGCUACACAUUUGUCUGGCGUUAAGAAAGUGCCAGAUUG
This is a messenger RNA of Microtus ochrogaster (prairie vole), 8510 nucleotides long. RefSeq names its product NHS-like protein 2 (gene Nhsl2). The record is from RefSeq and is a predicted model, not a curated record. Lineage: Eukaryota; Metazoa; Chordata; Mammalia; Rodentia; Cricetidae. Gene Ontology annotation, biological process: cell differentiation. The transcript is spliced from 6 exons. Bases 1 to 3321 code for a protein of 1106 amino acids.